Mesorhabditis spiculigera is the source of this 975-nucleotide messenger RNA. NCBI's taxonomy places the organism in Eukaryota, Metazoa, Nematoda, Chromadorea, Rhabditida, Rhabditidae. The record is from the annotation of a GenBank genome assembly.
AUGUUGUCAUCAACUACGGCCCCUCUUUUGCCAACUCUAGAGGCACAGAAGAUCAACCAUUUUCAUUGCGGGCGAGAGACCUUUAUCAUCGUCGUGGUCGUCGAGAAUUCACGAAAUUCCGAGGAAUACGAAUUUGCGCUCGGUUCGAUCAGUUGCUAUGCAAAUUUGCAAGGCUACGCGAUGCAAGUGCUCAACUUGGCCGAGGAACCGAGCCUGGCUCAGAAAUGUCCGCAAAAAGACUUCAUGUUCCGGCGUCACUGCGCGCUGGCCGAGUUUUUGGCGGCCAGCCAAUACGGAUGGGCCCUGUUUCUCGAUGCGGAUAUUGGCGUCGUCAACCCACUGCAUCGACUCGAAAACUAUACGUUAACCGAGGACCUCCAUCUCGUCUUCUACAAUCGUUUCUACAACGACGAGGUGGCCAGCGGCAGUUAUAUCGUACGGAAUACACAACGCGGCCUCGGUUUCCUCCAUUUUUGGGCCAACUACUACCAAGAGCACCCGUAUUUUGGGACCGAUAACGGGGCCAUAAACAACGUUAUCGUCGACUACUUCCACCCGGAGUUAUACGAAAGUCGGCAAGUCUGCGAGGCGAUCUGGGCUGCAUCAAAGAAUUACGAGGGCCUUUUCAACUAUCAGGCCUGCGUUCAGGAAUAUAUUCUGUCGGUCGCCACCUCGACAGAAUACCACAUCUACGAAAAGCGGCCAGAAGAUGAAUUCUCGGUAAAUGCGGUCGGCGUAGCGGACCAAGAGGAAGAGGAUGCGCUAAACGAGACUCAAGAUUCGCCUAUGGACAAUGAACGAGCGAAUCACCAUCGUGAACAUUUGACCACUCGAGAAGCUACAAUCCCUGAAGUCGCCACACCAUCCCCAUCCCCAUCCGAUCUCCCUCAAAAUGAUACCCUGACCGCGUCGUCGCCGGCUCUGGGCCAUUUCAUUUGUGCCUGUAUUGCGUGUGCUUUCAACCUCUUCCGCCUC